AUGUUGUUGCCAUGGGAACUGUUAAUCCUCCUGUCACUCAAGGACUGCCUUGCAGAGAAAAACAUACUGCAUGGACCUGUCUUCACUCAAGAACCAAGUGACAACAUAUUUCCUUUGAACUCCGAUGACAACAAAGUUUUCAUCAACUGUAAAGCAAAGGGAAACCCAGCACCAAGUUACAGGUGGACGUUUAAUGGAAGAGACAUUGAUAUGGGCAUGGAUUUGAGCUAUAACCUGAUGGAGGGAAACUUGUUGAUCAAUAACCCGGAGGCCACGCGGCAUGGUGGUAUUUACCAGUGUAUAGCCACCAAUUCUAUAGGGACCAUCGUCAGCAGGGAGGCCAAAGUGCAGUUUGCAUAUCUCCAGAACUUCAGCAGCAAGCCUAGGAGUGUGGUUUCUGUCCGCGAGGGCCAGGCUGUGGUUCUGCUGUGUGGCCCCCCGCCCCAUGCUGGAGAGAUUAAAUACUCCUGGAUUUUUAAUGGACGGCCAAACUUCCUACAGCAGGACACCCGUCGGUUUGUCUCACAGAAGACCGGAAACUUAUACAUUGCCAAGGUGGAGGCCUCGGACGUUGGUAACUACACCUGUGUGGUGAGGAACGUGAUGACCAACGGCACUGGAUUCAGCUCGCCGACGCCUGUGGUCCUGCGCAGAGACGCUGUGAUGGGAGAAUAUGAGCCAAAGAUAGAGGUCCAGUUUGCAGACACAAUUCAUGUUGCCAAAGGAUCCUCAGUGAAACUGGAGUGCUUCGCCUUGGGAAACCCUGUGCCGGUCAUCACAUGGAGGAGAGCAGAUGGAAAUCCCUUCCCUGGCAAGAUUAAAAUCAACAACUCCAACGGGGUACUAGAAAUCCCAUAUUUUCGACCAGAAGACGCAGGCUUUUACGAAUGCAUUGCAGAGAACUCCAGAGGACGGAAUGUUGCCAGGGGUCGUCUGAUAUUCCAUGACGUUGGGCAUUUGCACUGGGCUCAGACAUUGAAAGAUGCCUACAUGUCUAUCGAUGCCGACCUUUUAUGGGAGUGCAGGGCAAGUGGAAAGCCCAAGCCUUCAUAUAGGUGGCUGAAGAAUGGCCAACUCUUAGACCCUGAGGACAGAAUACAGGUAGAGGGUGGCAGAUUAUCCAUAUCCAAACUCACUCUGAUGGACUCUGGGAUGUACCAGUGUUUGGCUGAGAAUGACUAUGGAGUGAUUUAUGCCAGUGCUGAACUCAAGGUUGUGGCUUCUCCACCAGAUUUCUCAAAGAAUCCAGUGAAGAAGUCAACGAUGGUUCAAAGAGGGGGUGAGGUGGUAAUUGAGUGCCGCCCUCAUGCCUCCCCAAAGGCCUCCUUCUCCUGGAGGAGGGGAGGAGAAGUUUUGAGGAACACGAAAAGGCAGACUAUUUUGGAGGAUGGCAGCCUCCGAAUCACCAACGUUAGCAAAUCUGAUGGAGGCAGGUACACCUGUGUGGCCAGAAACCCUUUCGGAGCAUCAAGCAGCACAGGCAGCCUGGUGGUGAAAGAGCCAACAAAGAUCACAGUUCCUCCUCUGAAUGUUGAUGCCACGGUAGGAGAGAGCAUCGUCCUGCCAUGUGAGGUUUCUAAAGACCCAUCCCUGGACACCACAUUUAAGUGGUUCUUCAAUGGGAAGCUGAUUGAUUUCAACAGACAGGAUCAUUUCGAAAUGAUUGGAGGAGGUUCUGCUGGUGAUUUGAUGGUGAGGAACAUCCAGUUAAAACAUGCUGGAAAAUAUGUCUGCAUGGUUCACACUAUGGUGGACAGUGUGUCAGCUGCAGCAGACUUGAUUGUAAGAGGGCCUCCAGGGGCUCCCGAGGGCCUGGUUGUGGAGGAAAUUACGGACACCACCGCUCAGCUCUCGUGGGGUGCAGGGAGUGACAACCGCAGCCCUGUCACCACAUACAUUGUGCAGGCAAGGACUUCAUUCUCCAUAGGCUGGCAGGCAGUCAGAACAGUUCCCGAUUCUAUACCUGGACAGAUGUUGCAUGCAACUGUGGUAGAACUGAGCCCCUGGGUGGAUUAUGAAUUCAGAGUGGUAGCGAUCAACAGUGUGGGCAUGGGAGAGCCCAGUCUGCCAUCCAAGCAACUACGUACCAAAGCAGCAGUGCCUGAAGUUGCCCCAGCCAAUGUAAGCGGAGGUGGAGGAAGCCGAUGCGAACUUGUCAUUAUGUGGGAGCCUGUUCCAGAGGAGCUGCAGAAUGGGGAGGGGUUUGGAUAUGUUGUGGCUUUUCGUCCAAUUGGCACGACAACAUGGAUACAGACUGUGGUGGCUUCAGCUGAUGCCUCCACAUAUGUGUUUAAGAAUGAGAGCAUCCCACCUCUUUCCCCUUUUGAGGUGAAAGUUGGUGUCUUCAACAAUAUAGGGGAAGGCCCUUUCAGUCAUGUGACUACAGUUUAUUCUGCUGAAGAAGAACCGUCUGUAGCCCCAUCGUGGAUAUGGGCACGGACCCUGUCUGCAUCUGAGAUCGGGGUGUAUUGGGAGCCCAUCUCCUGGAAGGCCAGCAAUGCAAGGGUGCUCGGUUACGAGGUGCAUUACUGGGAGGAAGGGGAGCCAGAGAGUGAUGCAGAGAGGCUUAGAGUCACAGACACGAUGGCGAACAUCACGGGUCUGAAGGGCAGCACAUCCUAUUUCGUCACAGUCAAGGCCCACAACAGUGCUGGCACUGGCCCCCCCAGUGUCCCAGUCAACGUCACUACCAAGAAACCACCUCCAAGUCAACCACCAGGGAAUAUUGAGUGGAACUUGACAAACUCCAAGAUCUUUUUGAAUUGGGAACAUGUGAAGGCCAUGGACAAUGAGUCAGAAGUGAUUGGAUACAAGGUAGUGUAUCGUGAGAACUGGCACAGAAGAACCAGUGUGGUGGAAACCAACAGGACCUCUGUUGAGCUGGACCUUCCCUCUGGCGAGGACUACCUCAUCGAGAUCAAGGCGCUGAGCGAUGGAGGGGAUGGCAGCAGCAGCGGACCGAUUCGAAUCCCAAAGAUGUCAAGUCUCAAUUCAAAGGGACAUAUCAUUUCUGAUGUCAGAUGGUACAGGGGGGAAAAGAGAGCCAUGAAGUUCGCUAUCUCUGACCACUCAAGCAAUUGCUACUUCUGUAUGGUGAACCCUUCCAAACAUCGGACCGGCAAGAAUGCACCUGCUAUCAUGUAUCCGGACCUUCCAUCAUCCAUCGCCCCGGUGCCACGCUGCCCUGAGCUCCCAAUACGCACUCCUCUGGAGAGAGAGCAGCCGUCUUCAGAAGAGAGCAGCAAGUCAGAAGGAGAGGAAGAUGUUGUGGAUCCAGAUUACAAUUUCAGAGGAGCAGCUGAGGAGAGAAACCCCUACUACCCCAACCAAAAAGACCUCAACGACUUCAUCAGAGAUCUUGGUCUCACAAAGUCCAGUGCCAAGGUUUUGACAUCUAGGCUCAAGCAGUGGAACUUUCUGUUCGAGGUAAUCGGAAUUGCCUGUAAACCGAACAAGUGGCGCCUCUUCAUUGACAGCUUAUCCAGGAGCCUCAAAGCCGUGCUGCUCCAUAACAGGAACAAGUACCCGUCUCUUCCCCUGGCUCACUCGGUGCACCUUAAAAAGGAAUACAACAGCGUCAAGACCUCACUAAACGCCUUGAAGUAUGAUGAGUACGGCUGGGAGGUCAUCGGAGACUUCAAAGUGGUGGCAUUCCUGAUGGGUGUCCAAGGCGGUUUUUCCAAGUUUCCCCGCUAUCUUCACCUUUGGGACAGUAGGGACACCGCAGCGCACUACCACAGGCAGUACUGGCCACAGUGGACCGAGUUCUCUGUGAGGAGGAGCAAUGUCAAGUGGGAGCCACUGGUGGACCCCCGGAAGGUGUUGAUGCCACCACUGCACAUAAAAUUGGGCCUUAUGAGACAAUUUGUCACAGCUCUAGAUAAGGAGUCUGCAGCCUUCAAGUACCUUCAAGACUUCUCCCCUAAACUGUCUGAGGCAGAGGUCAAAGCCGGUGUCUUCAUCAGACCACAGAAAAUCCUGGGGUGGAAAAUCUUGGAGGAAUUCCCCAAGAAGCCCACUAGGAAGGAGAAAGCAACUUGGGACAGCUUUGUCGCAGUGGUUCGGGGCUUCCUGGGCAAUCACAAGGCCUAA
Messenger RNA from Megalops cyprinoides (Indo-Pacific tarpon), 4092 nucleotides. RefSeq names its product contactin-3. Gene Ontology annotation, biological process: brain development; cell-cell adhesion. Gene Ontology annotation, molecular function: cell-cell adhesion mediator activity. NCBI's taxonomy places the organism in Eukaryota, Metazoa, Chordata, Actinopteri, Elopiformes, Megalopidae. The record is from RefSeq and is a predicted model, not a curated record. The coding region runs from base 1 to 4092 and encodes 1363 amino acids. The transcript has 24 exons.